GCAGCGGCCCGGGGCGCUCCUCUCCGCGCGGACCAGCGAGGCGGCGGCCGUUCUUUCAGCCUCCCGGAGCCGCUCGCCCACCACCGCCCCCUCGGCGCGACCCUAGCACCGCCCCAGCUACUUUCUUCAGAAUGAUUCCCUGCAGAGCCGUGCUGUCUUUUGCCCGAUGUCUAAUCCGGAGAAAAAUCGUCACUCUGGACAGUCUAGAAGAUUCCAAAUUAUGCCGCUGUUUAUCCACCAUGGACCUCAUCGCCCUGGGUGUUGGAAGCACUCUUGGUGCUGGGGUUUACGUCCUGGCUGGGGAGGUGGCCAAAGCAGAUUCUGGUCCCAGCAUUGUGGUGUCCUUCCUCAUUGCUGCCCUUGCUUCCGUGAUGGCAGGCCUUUGCUAUGCUGAAUUUGGGGCCCGAGUUCCCAAGACUGGGUCUGCGUAUUUAUACACAUAUGUCACUGUUGGAGAGCUGUGGGCAUUCAUCACUGGCUGGAAUCUCAUUUUAUCAUAUGUGAUAGGUACAUCAAGUGUUGCAAGAGCAUGGAGUGGCACCUUUGAUGAACUUCUUAGCAAACAGAUUGGUCAGUUUUUCAGGACCUACUUCAAAAUGAAUUAUACCGGCCUUGCAGAGUAUCCUGACUUUUUUGCUGUCUGUCUUAUAUUACUUCUAGCAGGUCUUUUAUCCUUUGGAGUGAAAGAAUCAGCUUGGGUGAAUAAAAUCUUCACAGCUAUUAACAUCCUGGUCCUUCUUUUUGUUAUGGUUGCUGGGUUUGUGAAAGGCAAUGUGGCAAACUGGAAGAUUAGUGAAGAGUUUCUCAAAAAUAUAUCAGCAAGUGCCAGAGAGCUGCCUUCCGAAAAUGGAACAAGUAUCUAUGGGGCUGGUGGCUUUAUGCCGUAUGGCUUUGCAGGGACUUUGGCUGGGGCUGCCACCUGCUUCUAUGCCUUCGUGGGAUUUGACUGCAUUGCAACAACUGGUGAAGAAGUCCGGAAUCCUCAGAAAGCGAUUCCUAUUGGAAUUGUGACUUCUUUGCUUGUUUGCUUUAUGGCCUAUUUUGGGGUCUCUGCAGCUUUAACACUUAUGAUGCCAUACUACCUCCUGGAUGAGAAAAGCCCUCUUCCGGUAGCAUUUGAAUAUGUUGGAUGGGGUCCUGCCAAAUACGUUGUUGCAGCGGGCUCCCUCUGUGCUUUGUCAACAAGGUAUAUUGCAUUGCCUUCUUCUUGGAUCCAUUUUCCCAAUGCCGCGGGUAAUCUAUGCUAUGGCGGAGGAUGGGUUGCUUUUCAAAUGUCUAGCUCAAAUCAAUUCCAAAACGAAGACACCAGUAAUUGCUACUUUAUCAUCGGGUGCGGUGGCAGUCUUCUGGGCUCUAUGUUUCCUUUACCCCGAAUUCUAUUUGCCAUGGCCCGAGACGGUUUACUGUUUAGAUUUCUUGGCAGAGUGAGUAAGAGGCAGUCACCAGUUGCCGCCACGUUGACGGCAGGGGUCAUUUCUGCUGUGAUGGCAUUUCUUUUUGACCUGAAGGCCCUUGUGGACAUGAUGUCCAUUGGCACUCUUCUGGCCUACUCUCUGGUUGCAGCAUGUGUUCUCAUCCUCAGGUACCAGCCCGGCUUGUCUUACGAGCAGCCCAAAUGCUGUCCUGAAAAAGAAGCGCUGGGAUCAUGUGCCAGCGCUGCCUCGAAAAGCGAGUCCCAAGUCACCAUGCUGCAGGGGCAGGGUUUCAGCCUGCGGAUUCUCUUCAGCCCCUCGGCUCUGCCUACGCAACAGUCAUCUUCUCUCGUGAGCUUUCUGGUGGGGUUCCUCGCAUUUCUGGUUCUGGGUCUGAGCAUCCUGACCACUUACGGAGUCCACGCUAUUGCCCGGCUGGAGGCGUGGAGUCUCGCUCUCCUUGUGCUCUUCCUCGUUCUCUGCAUCGUCGUCGUGCUCACCAUUUGGAGGCAGCCCCAGAAUCAGCAAAAAGUAGCCUUCAUGGUUCCAUUCUUACCAUUCUUGCCAGCCUUCAGCAUCCUGGUGAACAUUUACUUGAUGGUCCAAUUGAGUGCAGACACGUGGAUCCGAUUUAGCAUUUGGAUGGCACUUGGUUUCCUGAUCUAUUUCGCUUAUGGCAUUAGACACAGCCUGGAGGGUAAUCCAAGAGAUGAAGAAGAUGAAGAAGAGACGUACUCAGACAACAUUCAUGCAACAACAGAAGAAAAAUCUGCCAUUCAAGCCAAUGACCAUCACCAAAGAAACCUGAGUCUGCCUUUCAUAUUCCACGAAAAGACGAGCGAAUGCUAACGCGUACAGGAGCUGAGUUGGGCCACAGUCUUAACAUACCUAUCCUCCGUGGAGUAAACCGUGACAGGGUGUCAGCAUCGCGCUAGGUUGCUGUGGGUUUGCUGCAAACAUAGUUCACCCUAACUUAUGCUUACCUGAACAGCACCUCCUCAGAUGGUGAAUUAUGUACCUGGGGAGACCUCCCAAGCCCUCUCCUCAGUGGCGAAUACCCCCCAAAUAGCAGGAGCGUGUGUGUGUGUGUGUGUGUGUGUGUGUGUGUGUGUGUGUGUGUUGGGAUAUAUGAAUGUGGAAAGUUGGUUGUGUUUUACUACUACCACAUUACAUUUUUCCGGUGUUGUCAUUAAUUGGUGGCUUAUAGCACAUGCUGAAAUGGAGGCAGUCACUGAAUGGAAGUGUUUUGUAUGUGCCUGGUGCAUUUGGGGAAAUACCUGUUGCUUUUCCUUAUUAGGUGUCAUUAAUGUCAAUUAGAACAUGCUAAAAGUGCACUUACCCAUCUUGGUGUCUGUCAUUGGUCAGGAGCAAGAGGAGGGGAUAAGAAAUGAGCCUUUUCUAUAACUUAUAAAUGCCAGCAGUGGGUUUAGUAGAGAUUUUUAUUCUAUGAAGGAUGGCACUUUGCCCAAACUUCAGCCGCCACGGGGAUUUGUACCUGCGAUAUACCACAUGGGGCAAAAGUGGUGUUCCGUGUCACCCAAUGGGGCCUCUUUCAACCGCUGUCUUUCUUAAGAGAUGUGCUCUUUACAUAUGAAGACUUCACCUCCUGUGAGUGCUGUAUAUCCCUCAGUCCAGUCAGGGAUUUGAGAGCAGUAUGUGUGAUCUACAUGGGGCCCUUUAUGCUAGAAAGUGAAGCUGGUCCCCAUGGCUGGAAAGCUUGCGUGAGUGGCAGUGACGAGGGUAUAUUUGAAAAUCAGAGUUAGACAUAAGCUUGGAAAAGUAGACACUAAGCAUCCUUGUCUUUAAAGUCACUUAAAAUAAGCCAGUAGAAUCUUCUAGCUCACACAGUUGGUAGAAUGAUUCAUACUUUUUUCUAUUACUUAAUAACUAAUCACAAUUCAGUUUUUUUAAACCUCCUCAGGUACAGAUUUCACUCCUUUGUUUCUAUUAUUUUGUCUUGUCCUAGACAUGAGGGGCUACAGUAGCAAAUUACGUCUUUAUUACGUGCCAAAGAGGAGAACUGAAGGGACACAAGAAGAAAAAAUUGCCCUGUUUUGAGUUUAAAGUGCCUAUUCAGAUAUUAAAUUGCAUUUGACGGAGUUUGAGGGGUUUGGAUCUAAUUUGCCUUUGUUGUUUCUUUUGGAAACAUUGAAGGAUGUUUUUCUUCCCCCAAUCCCAUAAAUUGUUUGGCACUUUUUAUCUCAUUUAUUUUUAAUUGACCACACUAAAUCUAUUAAUAAAAACUCUAGUAACCCAACAGUGUUUGGGGAAUAAAAUAUUUUAGUUAAAUACAUGAUUUUUAAAACCUCCAACUGAAAAAAUGUAACCUAAUUAAAUUAAAGCUAUAUAAGCACAGUAACGUUUAUAUAAGUAAAUGAUUUGUUUUUACAUGUAAGAUUCUCUAAUUACUAUAUUUUACUGGAUAGCGUUCUCUAGCAGUGGACUGUUUUUCUGCAGUGUGCUUUGCUUCUAAUGAAUUGUUUUUCUUACAAAUAAUUACAUGGUUUACUAGGUGAGGCUAGAGGCUAAAAACUUAUAUGGGUUACAUUCCCAGGAAAAAUGUUAUCAAGCACACCAAUUGACCAGCUUAAUCGAAAGGCAAGGAAAACAUUUGUUUUCUGACAGCACUUCCAAGAGAUUAGUUAUUUCACUGAUGCCAUUAAAAAGCAACUUGUGAUUGUUUUGUUGAACCAAGAGUUUAUUGUGAGUAAAUAUCAGGUAAACAGGUAGAAAGCCUGGGUUUCUGGCUGCUAUUGUUGAAGCAUCCCUGACCUAGAACUCAGUCCUGACAUUCCACAGUUUGCAGGCUGCACAGGGUAAAAUCUGAAGCCCAGAAUUCUCUUUUAAGCAUGUUUUUCUAGAGAGGAAGAGUUGGAUAUGCAAGGGGUAAAAUAUUUCUGUAAGGACUUUACGUAUGAUCACAAGUCCUUGCUGUUAGAGUAAUACACUGAGAACACCCUUUUAUUCUAUAAUCAAUCUAGAAUAGGCCCUUAACACAGGGAACAUAAGGAAUUUCCUACAUAAAUAUUUAGGUCUUUUACUGUAACAAAAGAAAUUUAUUUAGAAUGUGAUAGGCAGCUAAAACUAUUAUGCCCACUGUGUUCAAUUAGGAGAAGAAUUUAGUUAAAAAUUAUUUUUCCACAUUAAAACACUUUGCAAACACAAGUAUCUAUGAAAAGAUGCUUCGUCGGUGACUGUGCUUUUUUUCUGUGAAGACUCAAAUAUGUAUGAGUCAUAUCCCUGUAUGAGUCUGUGUAUAUAUAUAUGUAUAUGUCUGUGUAUUUCAAAUAGUGUAUAAGUCGGUUGGGUUUAUGAUGGGCUUUGGAAACAAUACCAUUAUAUGGAUUUAAAAAAAAACCCAAUUGAUGUGGAGAAAAAAUAAUGUUUUAUAUUGAUAGGUAUGCUUAUACAAAAUUUUUAGGUUUUAAACUAUUUUGCAAUAUACAGCAAUUUUAUAUGUAUGAUAUUUUCUAUAGAUUCUUUAAGAAAGGUAUAUUUAUAAUGUAAUAUGGAAUCACUAAACUCUAUUGUAACAGGUGCUUUAUAAUCUGAAAUGGAGUAGGGGUGGGAGCUAUUAGGGUAUUUCUGUUUACUUGUUUCUGUGGCCCCUUUUCUGACAUCUCUGUCUUGCUCUGUGUUUAUUAGUAAAAGCCCGUACUACUGGCUCUUUUACCAGCCUCCCGUAUCUACAUCUGAAUUCAUAACCUUGAGAACAAAAUAUUGCUUUUACUUUCUUAGGAUUACCAAAAGGUUUUGUAUAGAUUCGACUAGUAGUCAGUCACACUUACACAAACUCCUCUCCAGGAAUGAAAAAAUACAUACCACACAAUCUCUUAGUUGUGACUGAGUAAAAACAGUUUAAAUUACUUUUCUUUCCUACACUAGGAAAUAUGCUGUCUUAACAUUUUCAGUGAGAAACUUAUAAUAGCACCAUUAUUUUAAGCUCUUGAGAAAAGGGAAAAGAUGACUUACGAAUAACCAUAUAAAGGCAAUAUGCUUACCCUCUGUUUAAAAAGGUAGCUAUACAAAUCCAAGUUUAAAACCUAUUUAUGAGAAAACUUAUGUUAGAACUUUUGAUCAAUACCGAGAUACAGAUUAUUGCUUACCCACAUUUUCCCCAGAGAUGAACAUCAAGAAAACUUCUUAAGACCAAAAACAUCAUCUGGGAUAUAUACAUUAGAGGAAAAACUAACCUUGAUAUAUGUAAAACUUUACUGUUGCCAUCCAUAGUUAAUAGAAAAUGUCUGUUUGAGAAUUAUUUUCCUUUAAAAUCCAAAAGCCUGUCUUUCAAUUUUAUGAAUAAAGGAUUUUUUUAACUUUUUUUUUUUAAUUUUAGAAACUAACCAGCAUAUUUGCUAAGUCUUGGUAGUUGUUAACCAUAUUUUGAAUCAGAGUCUGUAUUUACUGAGUUAUUUUCUAAAUUAAUGGGAAUGCUUAGCAGGGGGAAUAAGGAGGUUUAUUGCCCUGCAAUACUGAUAAUGCCAAAGGAGUAUAUUACUCUUCUUUCUUUGUAAAUCAGGGCAUAUUCUGAGAUGACAAACCACGUGAUAACGUGCCAAGAUUCCAACACUGCCUCGUGAUGUGGCUGCCUGAUUUCCUCCUGAUGCCCUUCAAGCAACUCCUGCUUAACACCCAAACUACAGUUUGCACAGCAUUUUAAAGGAUUGGGUUUAGAGUGUAUAUCACAGCGUAUUAAAAUUCACAUGAUUAGUGUGAAUGGGGGGGGAGGGGAGAGGGGAUUAACUUUUUUUCUUUUUUUCUUUUUUGCUAGUGCCAAAAUACUGCCUUCUCUGUACAUUUUCUACUUACAGUCUCUGACAUGUCCUAAAAUAUCAAGGGGAAAAAAGUACCAAAGUUCAAGUAGUAAAUAAUGCCAGCACAGGUCAUUGUUCAGUCAUGUAGAUUUGCAGAUAAGGUUGCUUAGCUUUGUUGUUUAGCUGAGAUUUUUUUUUUCUCUUUGUAUAAUUAUAUUUAAACAUUUUUAAAUGGAUUUCUGGUUUCUGGAUUUUGAGAGGCCUGCUCUGUUUUUGUGGUUGUUGGUUUUUGUAACAUUCAUUAUUGUUUAUAUGUACACAGUUUAGUCUCACUGAUUUCAGAUGUGUCUUGUGAUGGCUCGACUCUCGUGACAGCCUUGUUGAGAGUAGUACUUAGCUUUUCUUCACCCUGGCUGAAGCCGCUGCCAUUAUCUGGCCCUAAAGACCCUUUGCUGACCACUGGUGCCCCAUGGGGAUCAUGACCAGGAGCCUGGGCUGGAUCUAGAGUCAGGCAGCCCGUAGAGCGUAAGCACCUAGACCUAGCCUUAUUGGGUGGGGUCUUGGGAUGAUACGGUGGGAUACGACGUGAAAGCCUUCACAUGAAAGUAAGGAGUGUGGGGUCCAAAUAUCCCAUCAACACAUCACGUAAAUGAUAGGGACUAAGGAAGGUCUGUGACUCAUAGGAAGGAUGGCUGCUUCCUGGAACUGGUCCCACGGGGUCGGGCCCACUACAGUCCCCGUACGGCACUGACAGCCUUGAGGUGGAAAGUGCACGGGCCCAGGCUCAGCUGGUACUUCCAACAGGGUGGGUUUCACUGGCCCAGGCCCGGGUAGGGGGCCUUUUGUCUUUGGUGUCCACUAGGCUGCCCCAUUGUUUUAUUGCUCUAUUUUGUUGUCAUUGUACUUAACAGAAACUGUUGAUAGGACCCAAAACCCUACAGAAAUUCUAUGUCUGUAAAAAACCAACAGAUUCACAGGACUUGUCUGAUCUGAAUGUAAAGACUUUCUGUUGAGUAGGUAAUUUCAAAUUUAAAUGUUUUAAAUGAUAAUCAGAGUUCCUUUUUACUUAUAACAUUAGAUUAUGUUUUAGAAGUGUAAUAAAUAAAAACUAUUGCUGCUUUACCACUGUAAAAUAUGCUUUCUAAUGUGACCAUGUACUUUUUAAAUAAAUUGUAAUAUGACUUA
Messenger RNA from Prionailurus viverrinus (fishing cat), 7351 nucleotides. RefSeq names its product solute carrier family 7 member 2 (gene SLC7A2). The transcript is spliced from 13 exons. Bases 132 to 2261 code for a protein of 709 amino acids. Gene Ontology annotation, cellular component: plasma membrane. Gene Ontology annotation, biological process: amino acid transport; transmembrane transport. The record is from RefSeq and is a predicted model, not a curated record. Lineage: Eukaryota; Metazoa; Chordata; Mammalia; Carnivora; Felidae. Gene Ontology annotation, molecular function: amino acid transmembrane transporter activity.